AUGUCUACCCAAACAGCUCCGGCCAUCCCCCCUCGACCGGCUCGAUCACCAAAACCCCCUACGUCUAUAGACAACAGCAUGCCCAAGAUUCCCCCACGUCCGAACCGAACCAUGGACCGAUCCAUGUCUCCCAUGCGGGAUAGAUAUGCCCCAUCCCCGUUCAACGAGUGGAAUGGCCCGAGUCUCAGCCGAACCACCUCGAACGACAUUCCCCAGCGCCCUCCGAGUGUGACAAUACCCUCUCUGGGUGAAGAGGGCAUCGAGUAUGCCGAUCUCAAUGUGGGGAACGUGUCCGAUGGCCUUAACCAGGCGCCGGCAGAGACUCGUAACGUUAGCAAUGACCUUCACAUUCAUGCGCCGAGGCCCUCUCUUCCCACAUCAAGUGCUAAGGCAAAAGUGCAGGCGGUAACCCGUACGGAUUCCCGCCAGGCCGCAGCGGCGGGACUGGGUCACGAAAGCUCCCCCGCACGCGAGGAGCACGAGCGCCAUGGUCGUUCGCUGCACUCCCGGGCGAGCCACUCGCGGGCCGAGUCCUCCACUGCUUCGUCUGAUCGCCGACAUUCCGCGCAGCUCGGCGAAGAGUCCGGUUUCCGAGUUCCCAUGUACCCCAAUGCGGGUGACGUCCAGGCGCCGUCCCCCAGCCCGUAUCUAGACCAGGGCUCUCAGCAGCGACGGGGUCGCAACCACAACAGCACCCGUAGUGGUCGAGACACUUCUCUGCCUCCGGGUAGCUACGGACUUCACGGACACGGUGUCCAGAACAACGACAAGUUCGAGAAGGCAUGGUACGAAAAACACCCCGAGGAAUUCGUCAAGGAAGAGGGACAGUAUGGUCCUGGUGUGGGCUCCCCUCGUCCUGAUUGGGCAUUGAGUAGCGAUGAUUUGAACAAGAUCGUCCGAGCUCCAGCUUCGGCUUGCUCUGGUGGGGGCGCCUCGCCCGCUGCUAUGGGCACUCCUGAAGAGGAGGUCGGCUACCUCGCUUCAGAUGAAUAUAUGCACCGCAUGGCAUCCCCAGCCCAAGACUCUCGAUUUGAUGCCCAGCCAGCCGUGGAGUCACCGCUGCGAAAAAUGAGUUUCCCGGUCUCGGAGACUCAGCCUAAGAGCCCCAUUCGACAAUCGUCAAGCCAUCCCCGGAGCAGCUCGCACGGCCAUAGCGAAGGGGUGAUUCAUGUUGAUGAUCCAAUGCAUCACCUUCAUCACCCAGACGGCUUCGCCCCUACUCCUGUAUUUGAGGACCACACAUCCGAGAUAGAGGAGCCCAUUGAAGAAGAGGAUCCCAUUCUUGCUGCCGAUGAGGUGCGCCCAGAGUCCGCGUACCUGCACCCUGCAGUUUCUCCAACCUUUGAACACAGGGGAAGCUUUGAUGAGGAUGCGCAUAGCCGGACCCCUAGUAUCUCGCAUAGUCGUUCCAACAGUAGGUCAGCAAGUGCUGGAGGUGCUCCUAUGUUGACUCGCUUCGACUCGCGUGAAAUGCACGACGAUAAUCACACGCCCUUGGAAGAUGUGGAGGAAUACGAGCCACUUUUUCCCGAGGACGAGCCAAAGAAAGAGGGCUCCAUCUCAACAGCAGAACGUUUCAAGAAUCGCCCAGACAUGCUCAAGCACCGAUUCCCCAGCCAAGAUAUUUGGGAAGAUACGCCGAACAGUCUGCAGUACUAUGCUACUGUGACCACCCCGGAUCUCCCCAAACGUGAUUCCUCCGAGGCCUUUGAGACACCUGAGCAGGAGGCCGCGCGCAGAAUGCAGACCGAUAAGUUUGAUUCUCAUAAGGUCGCUAGCCAAAUUCUUGAGGGCGAUGGUGUUCGUGGGAAGGGGAAACCUAUGCGGCCAGAAAACAAGCAGCGGUUCCCCAGCCGAGACAUCUGGGAAGAUGCUCCCGAUAGCCAGCAGCUGGUUACUACCGUCGAGCCCGCCACGGACGAGGUUAAGAGCCCAGAAGGGUUCUCAAAAUCUUCAAUUCCCACGCGUCCGCAAAAGCAGGCACAAGCAACCUCGCCCACAGAGAAGCGCCAGCCGCCGACGAUUCCAGACCGGCCGAAGCCUCAAAUCCCAGCUCGGCCUGCAAAGUCUAGCCCCCAGGCUUCAGCCGAGGGUGCAGCCGCACCCAAGGCGAAGCCCGCAGUACCGGCCCGACCCGGUGGCAGCAAGAUUGCGGCUUUGAAGGCAGGUUUCCUCACAGACUUGAACUCACGUCUCCAACUGGGCCCCCAACAACCCAAACCCCAGGAGAAGGAGCCCGAGCCAGCAGCUGAGAAGCAGCCGUUGAGCGAUGCACGCAAGGGAAGAGCCCGUGGCCCAACUCGGAGGAAGCCCGCCGUAGAGAAUGCCAAUGCCAGACUACCCUCGAUCCCGGAGAUCAAGAUUACUACGGCAUGGAAUGUAUGGUCUGUUGGCGAAGACGGUGAUCUGACCGUCGGCAAUGAGGCCUCUCCCAGCAAGAUCAAGUCCACCAUUCCGUCCGAGCUCCCCGCCGCCCCCGAACUCGCCAAGAACACAGCUGGUGAACCCGUCGAUCCAACCCCGGAAUCCACCGUGGGCGAGGUCGUCUCACCCGGCACCAUCGAACCGUACGUUGACUCAAUCCCAGCCAAAUCUCCCGAGACCUCAGAACCAGCCGAAACCCCAGUGGAAGCCGCCGAGCUCGCACCUAAGAAAGACGAGCCCGAACAAUCACCGCCCGGGGCCACCGCUCUCGCUGAGGCAGUGCCAACCUCUACGAAGCUGGACAAAGCUCUAGAGGACAUGACCGCAUCGGCAGAUGGGAAGCGGACGUCCGACGGUGACAUCCACGCGAAGGAAGAGUCCUGA
Penicillium cinerascens is the source of this 2808-nucleotide messenger RNA. RefSeq names its product Aim21 family protein. The record is from RefSeq and is a predicted model, not a curated record. The transcript has 2 exons. Bases 1 to 2808 code for a protein of 935 amino acids. NCBI's taxonomy places the organism in Eukaryota, Fungi, Ascomycota, Eurotiomycetes, Eurotiales, Aspergillaceae.